Messenger RNA from Erigeron canadensis, 4351 nucleotides. RefSeq names its product DNA mismatch repair protein MSH7. The record is from RefSeq and is a predicted model, not a curated record. Gene Ontology annotation, molecular function: mismatched DNA binding; ATP binding; ATP-dependent DNA damage sensor activity. The transcript has 18 exons. Lineage: Eukaryota; Viridiplantae; Streptophyta; Magnoliopsida; Asterales; Asteraceae. The coding region runs from base 34 to 3705 and encodes 1223 amino acids. Gene Ontology annotation, biological process: mismatch repair. Gene Ontology annotation, cellular component: MutSalpha complex; nucleus.
UCUCUCUAAAACUCAAAAAAAAAAAAAAAAAAGAUGCGCCAGAAAUCUAUACUAUCCUUCCUUCUGAAACCGCCGCCGCCGUCAACAAAGGCGCCGGAAAAUGACAAACCGGUCGUCAUCAGAGCUCCGGUGGCUGUUCCCGACGAGAAACCGCAACUUAGAAAUAUAGCCGCAUCUAUCGACGAAAUCAGAGGAACCGACACUCCGCCGGAGAAAGAGCAACGUUCGCUCUUUCCGGUUAAGUCGGUUUCCGGCGGCGGUGAAACGGAUGGAGUAAACAGGAACGGACAUUCGUUGUUUUCGAGUAUUAAGCAUAAGUUUAUGAAACCUAAUAGUGCUGAAAACAAGCCUUCUGAUAGGAGUUCAUUAGAUGACAAACCUGCAAAUGAUAAUGUGAAAUCUAGCAACUAUAAUUGCUCACAUCAAAAAGACAAGGAGAGUUCAGCUUCUGUUUCUACAAGAAUGAAAAAUGUUAUCAAUGUUGAAGAAAUUAACCAUGAGGGGGAUACUAUUAAGUCUAAGUUCAUGAGGCCUAACAUUGUGGAGAAGGCUUCUGAUAGGAAUUUUCUGAAUGGAAACCAUGAAAAUGUUAACAUGCCAUCUAACAUUUAUAGUUCCUCAAAUGGAACAGACAAAGAGAGUUCAGCUUUUGGUUUUCCAAGAAUGAAAAACUGGAUUAAUGUUGACGAAACUACUUGUGAAAUGUAUAGAGGAAAUCGCUUACAUGUAGAUUGUGACGAUGAUAUAACAGGGCCAGAAACUCCAGGAACACGGCCACUGGUUCCACGUCUGAAGCGAGUUCAAGAGGAUAGAUGUAAUUUUGGGUCUGCCACUACACAAUCCAAUAACAAAAGAGUGAAGUUUUCUGAUGCUUUACUGGCUAAAAAUACGAAAGAUGAAUUGUCAUCUGAAAUGGCCAGUAGAUUGGUUCCACCUCUGAAGCGAGUUCAAGAGGAUAGAUGUAAUUUUGGGUCUGCCACUACUCAAUCCCAUAGCAAAAGAGUGAAGUUUUCUGAUGCUUUACUGGCUAAAAAGACGAAAGAUGAAAUGUCAUCUGAAAUGGCCAGUAAGUUUGACUGGCUUCUUCCCUCGAAAAUUAAAGAUGCGAACGGAAGAAGGCCAAACAACCCCCUUUAUGAUAAGAGAACACUUUAUAUACCGCCUGAUGUUUUAAAGAAGAUGUCAGCAUCUCAGAAGCAGUAUUGGAGUGUCAAAAGUCAAUAUAUGGAUGUUCUUAUAUUCUUUAAAGUGGGAAAAUUCUACGAGCUUUAUGAACUAGAUGCUGAAGUUGGACAUAAAGAACUUGAUUGGAAAAUGACGAUGAGCGGUGUUGGUAAAUGCCGGCAGGUUGGUAUAACUGAGUAUGCAAUAGAUGAUGCUAUUGAAAAGCUGCUAGCUCGGGGGUAUAAAGUUGGGCGAGUAGAGCAAUUGGAAACAUCAGAACAAGCAAAAUCAAGAGGUGCUACUGCGGUCAUUCAAAGAAAAUUAGUACAUGUGCUCACACCAUCAACCUUAAUGCAUGGUAAUAUUGGGCCUCAAGCUGUCCAUCUUUUUGCUCUAAAAGAGGGCGUAAGAAGUGGUGAUGAUGGUACAAUUGCAUAUGGAUUUGCCUUUGUUGAUUGUGCUGCCUUACAGUUUUGGGUCGGAUCUGUCAUUGAUGAUGCUUCCUGUGCAGCUUUAGGGGCUUUAUUGAUGCAGGUGUCACCUGCAGAAGUUAUAUUUGAAAGUCAAGGGCUAUCUAAAGAAGCUCAGAAAGCCCUUAACAAGUAUUCAUUGAUGGGUUCUGUUGCCUCAAGAAUGACUCCAGCACAGCCAGCCACAGAUUUUAUUGAUUCUUCUGAAGCUCGAAACUUUAUUCAACUAAAAGGCUACUUUAAAGGUUCAUCUAAUGCAUGGGACUGUGCACUUGAUGGCGUGCUUCACCAAGAUAUCGCAUUAUGUGCUCUUGGUGGACUUACCAAUCAUUUGUCCAGGUUAAAGUUAGAUGAUGCAUUACGGAAUGGAAGUAUUCUACCCUAUGAAGUCUACAAAGGAUGUCUUAGAAUGGAUGGACAGACAAUGGCCAAUCUUGAAAUAUUCUCUAAUACCGUAGAUGGUGGAAUAUCAGGAACGCUGUACAAAUAUCUUGAUAACUGCGUAACAUCGUCUGGUAAGCGGCUUUUAAGGAAGUGGCUAUGUCAACCACUGAAAGAUGCUGAAGAAAUUAAUCAGAGGCUUAAUGUUGUCGAAGAACUGAUGGGUCGUGCAGAGAUAAUGGCACUUAUUCCUCAAUAUCUUCGGAAACUUCCAGACUUAGAGAGAUUUCUUGGACAAAUUAAGGCUACCUUCCAGUCAUCUGCAUUACUCUUAUUGCCCUUGAUUGGAAACAAAAUACUGAAACAAAGAGUGAAGGCAUUUGGAUCUCUUGUUAAAGGUCUACGUGCUGGAAUGAAUUUAUUGAUGCUCUUACAGAAGGAAAAUGAUGUUUUCUCUUUGUUACUAAAAAUAUUCACCCUUCCUGUGAUAAGUGGGAAUGACGGCCUUGAUAAAUUUCUCACCCAAUUUGAAGCAGCUGUAGACAGCGAUUUUCCAAAUUAUCAGGCACAUGAAAUCAAGGAUUCGGAUGCUGAAACACUAUCAAUUCUUAUUGAGUUAUUUAUGGAGAGGGCUAAUGAGUGGUUUCAGAUUAUUGUUGCUCUAAACUGCACAGAUGUGCUUAGAUCAUUUGCUAUCACUGCAAACUUCUCUUGCAUGGCCAUGUGUAGGCCAGUUAUAGUUCCUCGAUCAAACUCAUCAUGUUCUAAUCAAGCAUCCAAGGGACCCACUCUUCAUAUGAAAGGAUUAUGUCAUCCAUAUGCCCUUGGAGAAAGCGGAGGAACACCUGUUUCUAAUGACUUGUGUCUUGGAGAUAAUGACGCUGGAUACAAUCCCCGCACAAUGCUGUUGACUGGGCCAAAUAUGGGUGGAAAGUCAACUAUUCUCCGUGCUACCUGCUUAGCCGUUGUUCUUGCUCAGCUUGGUUGCUAUGUUCCUUGUGAAAUGUGCGUUCUGUCACCUGUGGAUAUUAUUUUCACACGUCUUGGCGCUACUGAUCGUAUAAUGACCGGCGAAAGUACCUUUCUCAUAGAAUGUACAGAAACAGCAUCCGUUUUGCAAAAUGCAACUCAAGAUUCUCUUGUUAUUCUUGACGAAUUGGGCCGGGGAACAAGCACUUUUGAUGGAUAUGCUAUUGCUUACGCUGUAUUUCGUCAUCUUGUUGAGAAGGUCAACUGCAGGUUAUUAUUCGCAACCCAUUAUCACCCGCUGACAAAAGAGUUUGCCUUACACCCUCAUGUAAUGCUACAACACAUGGCCUGCACUUUCAAAUCCAUAUCUAAUAACUCAGCAUCAACUAACCAGGAGUUAGUUUUUCUCUACCGUCUAACCAAUGGAGCCUGCCCAGAGAGCUACGGAAUGCAAGUGGCAUUAAUGGCCGGUAUCCCAAAAAAGGUGGUGGAAACUGCCAUGAAGAAGGCAGAGGUUAUGAAAACAAAGAUACGAGUGAGUUUUCAGUCAAGCGAGCGGAGGUCAGAGUUUUCGACUUUGCAUGAGGAAUGGUUAAAAAAUAUUUCAGCAAUUACAGAAGUCGAAGCUCAUAAGCUUGAGGAUGGUGAUGAAGACGAUGCGUUUGAUACAUUGGUUUGUUUGCAGCAUGAGAUUAAAUGCUCAAAUAAAAAACUGCGGUAAAUGAGAGUAAGUUUCUGCAAGUUAACUUGAAUCUAGCGGAGGAUUAUGUAACAUGCUGCUAGUUCAAGGGGAAUUGAAAAAGAUCUUUAGCUUUUGAUCUCACUUGCUUUUUAUCAGUGAAAAUGGUAGUGUUCGAGAUAGUUUGUGUAUAUUGAAAACAUUUUCACUUUAUUUCAUGAAUGGUGUAAGAUGUUUAAUCUUAGGAAUGCUCAAAGUAUAUUUGGAAAUAACUCAGGGGUAAGGGGGUAUGUGAUUUCUAUUUGCUACUGUGCUGCACUCUGGUUUGGCCAGAGCUAGAACCGAAGCCAAGGCCGGUGAGAGUAAUUGGAGACAGGAAGAGGAAGAUCCUUUGUUGUCAUGUUGUAGGAUAUCUUUAGGCAGAGUUACAUUAGCAGAAAGAUAAUACAAAACAUGACUCGAAACAGUACAGGAAUACAAAGCCCAUUAUACCAAAUAUCCAAAUUGUGCCCCACUUUCGUUGCUCUAUACAAGAUCGAAUACGCCAUUGAUUAAAUCUUUUCAAAGAUCAUUUUGAGUGUAAUUAACUUUGAACGUAUACUUCUAAAUUUGCCCUCGCUAAAAGACUUCUGACUUGUCUCUAUAUUCAUUGUCAUCAUAUUGAGACUCAAAACUCAUAGAAAAUGGA